GGACCCACGGUACGCGCACGGUACGCUACGGUGCUACUCCCCAUCAGUACUCUCGGUGGUGCGCGCGGUGUGGUGUGGGGUGUGGUGGUGUGCGUUGUUGGAGGCCAACAAAACAACAAGGAAAAAAAGGAAGCGAGGGAGCAAACAACCAGCAAGGAAGCAGCAGCAGCAGCCCCGCCAUUCCGGUGGCCCUAGGGGCCAUAAAGACCAGCGAGAGAAGCAGCAGCAGCAGCAGCAGCGAGCAUCGGUGAUCGGUGUGCGUAUAGGCCAUCUGGUCAGCGCUGGUGUUACAUAAAAAAGUGCGCCGGGAGGGAGGGAACACUACAUUCCAGUGUGUCCAGACCGCGGGCGCUAAUCUCUGAUAGAGGAUCGCUUCGGCCACGGUCCGGUUCAAUUCUCCGUAGUGUUAUCGCGGUGCUGGUGCUGCGCUUCAAAACAAGUUCGCCUUCGCGCCUGUGAGGCCUGCGUGAGUGCUCGCGGUCGCGAGGUCGCGUAAAAGUCGUCCCGUGGCCACCCUUGUGCGUGCGUGCGUGCGUGCGUGCGUGUACCCUGAGCCAUUCCGGGUGUGUGUAUGGUGUAGCGAGAAGCGUUUAUUGCUCUGCGUCAAAGUAAAAAAAUCGUACCAACGGUGGUACUACGUGGUGGUGCGGUGGUUACUACUCUGGCCUAGCCUACUGUGUGUCUCUUCCGGUGGCUGUUUAGUGCUGCUGGUUGACAACUCAACGGGGUCAGUGUGCGGGGUGUGCUCCUUGACGGUGGGAUCGAAAGUGGGUGACAAGAUGUGAUGAGGCGAGGGAGGCCACACUGGGAGAGAGCGUGCCGCGCGCACGGAAGCGGAAAUCAUGUGCGAAACGUGCUGUGUGAUGCGAAGAGGUAUGAAGCGAGGGAGCUGUGAGUGAAUCCGACGGCCUUUGCUGGCUUCCAGCUCAUACUCAUCCUAAUUACCUUCGCCCAUCGUGCGCUCCCCGCCCUUUUCAUCCUGCCGUCCCUGGUGUGUCCUUUGGCGCUGACAGUAUUGACAUUGACGAAUGCGCCACGCCGCGUUGGCCGUGACACACUAUGGUGUACCCGGGGAAUGGCACGGUAUCAGUCUCCAAGCGAAACCUGUUGUCCGAAAUCGUUGACCAGCUACAAGCUGUACCUUCGUCCUUUCCACCACUAAGGGAAGCUUGGUGAGAAGGCGAUGGAAGAAGGAGGAGGCAGCAACAUUCGACGACGCACAGAACACACCAAGACGAAGAAAAAGAACCCGCGGUACAUCCCGGGGCACACUGUUCGAAGAUCCAGCAGAUCUUCUGCCAACAAACAUAUCAUGAAGGAGCUUGGCGCCUUCAAAGACCGACGACGAGUCUGAUCGACGGAGCAGAGAAAAACCAACCGCAACCAAUGCAUAUCAGCAAUUGCCUCGUGUGUAGCAGAGAGAGAGAGAGAGAAAAAGAGCUGCACACGUUAUCUACGACUAGGAGUAUAAGUGGUUUUUAAGCAAGUCUAGUGAUAGUGAGAUACUUUUGAUAGUGUGAUCUACCCCUACAGAAAAAAAAGAAGAGAAAAGCUUUACAACAAGUAGUAGCCAGUAGUGUUCGCCGAUGUGUGAAAACCGCGCAGCGAAUGAUCUACUAUUAAAUGUGCCCUCGAUGGAACCACCCUCGGAAAUCUGCAAAAAAAAACGUCCACCACCACACAUCGCAGCAACACAAUACAUAUCAGAACGAUUACGUUCGAACGUGUGCUAGAGUAGGUUAAGCAAAGUGAUAGAAAGAUAAAGAGAGAAAGAGAGAGAGAGAGAGAGAGAGAGAGAGAGAGAGAGAGAGAGCGUGCGCGUGCUUAUGUGUAAAACAGUGCAUCCAACACGUGUUCUGGAGUAAAGGAAAGGAUCCACCACCCAACUGAAACACCAAAGCAGCGAAAAACGAUUUCGAACCCUCCUCCUGGUCCAGCGGCCUCUCCAUUUCUCCGGUCAAUCCGGGCACCCCGAGCUCGAGUCCAGAGCAACAACCCGAGGGGUCCUUCCGAUGCAUUCGCGCUGCUGCAGCAGAUGGCACUACCGGAAGCGGAAAUAAUAGGAGAUCGAUUUUGUGCCCGGUGGCCCGGCACCGCUGGGCGCCGCUGAUGCUACCGGUGCACCGCGACCCGGACCGGAUGCCCACGAAGCGUCGCACGGAUCAAUUGCGGGAUUGUGCCGUUACAUUACCACUGGAUAUUCUAUGGUUACCCAAAGCGGCUAUGAGGCCCCUCGGGCCAGAUCCUUCUCACUCGGAUUGCGUCCUCGUUGUAGGCGUAUCGAGGCCUAAGCUGGCGGCACUGUUCCUCUCGGUGAUGCUACUUUCGCUGUUUCUCACCUUUCACAUCCUCUACGAUAGUGCGGUCUACAGCAUACAGGCAGCGACAGCGAUCUCGGAGAACAAGUUGGCAAUACUGACGAACCACAUACCCAAUCCACCGGCCAUCAACCAGCCCGUCCUGUUUCCGAAUCGGAUACACUUCCCGAAGACGAGUCGUAGAUUACCACAAUGUUUGAUAAUUGGGGUGAGAAAGUGCGGCACACGCGCCCUGCUGGAGAUGCUGUACUUGCAUCCAAGGAUACAGAAGGCCGCCGGCGAGGUGCAUUUUUUCGAUCGCGACGAAAACUACCUGAAGGGGCUCGAGUGGUACCGGAAGAAGAUGCCACACUCCUUCCGUGGCCAGAUAACGAUCGAGAAGAGCCCCAGCUAUUUCGUCACACCCGAGGUACCGGAACGAGUCCGGGCAAUGAAUGCAUCCAUCAAGCUGCUGCUCAUUGUAAGGGAGCCCGUCACGAGAGCAAUAUCCGAUUACACGCAGCUACGAAGCCACGCGGCCACGGCAGCCCUGCCACCACAGCAGACCCUCUCGUCGACAUCGCCGCUGUCGAAGUCGUUUGAGGAGCUAGCCAUCAUGCCGAACGGGACGGUGAAUGAGGCGUACCGGCCGCUCGCCAUCUCGCAGUAUCACGUCCACAUGCACCGCUGGCUGGAGGUGUUCUCGCGCGAACAGCUGCUGGUCGUCAACGGGGAUCAGCUCAUCGACGAUCCGGUUUCACAGCUGCGUCGGAUUGAGGAUUUUUUAGGCAUCGAGCCACGCAUCGGUAGCAAUAAUUUCUACUUCAACGAGACGAAGGGCUUCUACUGCCUGCGGAACGAGACGGGGGACAAGUGUUUGCGCGAGACGAAGGGCCGGAAGCACCCGCGCGUCGAUCCGGUGGUCGUGUCGAAGCUGCGCAAGUUCUUCGUCGAGCACAAUCAAAAGUUCUACGAGCUCGUCGGCGAGGAUAUGGGCUGGCCGGAGGAGUAGUAAUAGCGUUAGGAGUAGUAGGAGCGUUGCGAGCGUCCCACCCAACAACCCCGCCCCCCCCAUCGGACCCCUGCAACCAAUUCUAGUGAGACUGAGCAGAUGGAAGCGGCACGGAGCGCACGUGCUGGUGAGCAGCGCGCACGAGUGUAUCACAAUGGAGCAGCACGUGAAGCAAAGGGAGCAGUAAUGACACUCGAAGGGUGUGUAGGUAUGUGUGUAUGAGUGUGUGUUGUUCGUUAACUGAUAUGAUGCCAGCAUAAUUGAGGCUCUCAAAGAGCAGAAGAAGAAGAAGAUGGAGGAUGUCCAUGGUUUGGGGCUGAGAGUGUAGCUAGUUGAGCAGCAUAGCAGCUCAUGGCUUGUCUCCCACCCAAAAAAAAAAGGUUACUCGAUGUCCCCUCGAUAUGCUUAACGCACGCACGCACCCUUUCCCCUUUCUCGACAAUUCGGUAUCCGCAUUUCUACUCCGCUACGCAAGCACGUUAGAUAGGAAACACUAACAAAUGAAUUCCUUAGUUUUGUGAUGAGCGUCACGCACAUACACAGACAGACACAGACCGACAGCCAGAUCCAACGGGACCUUUCGUCGAUCCAAGAGAGGAAUUGGAAGGCAACUUUGCCUUGGUUGAGUUCACUUUCGAUCGCUUCUUGUUGUACGAGAGUGUGCAUGUGGUCCAGAAGUUGACCGUUUGCACAGUGACUCAGGUCAUGGUUUGAGCAUUACAGCCCCUUCUCUACCUCGGCGCCCCCCCCCCCCCCGCUUCCACUAAAUUAUGUAGGAAAGCAUCUCGCGAACCCUCGUGGCCCCUCCCCCGAAAAGCCCGUCCAUGUGGCGAGCAAUAUUUCAUGAGUUUUCUCCAUCCCGACCGACCGACCGACUGCACGAUGGUUUCUGCUCGAUUGCUCCUGCUCCGUUCUCGGACGUCCAGCGUCCGGUCCGCUACCGUUACUUUCGGGGCGGGGGUUUAAGCGGAAAGUAAUCGCUCGUUCCCGGAGACAAAUUGAAUGGUGAACCGGGGUAAUGGUCAGCACCGCAGUUCAUGUUUUCCCAGCUCCUCCAACUCCGUUGCCAUGGAUGCACGCCGUGCACGACGUGAUGCAGUUGGGAGUCAAUCUAUCGGAGUCAGCAGUGGCCUGCGAUGCGAUGCAAUGCGAUGCGCUGUUCGCUUCUGCUUCAGACAGGUUCCAGCGAGUGUGUGCGCCCUGGAAAUGGAUUAAGUUUGGUUCGCUCCUCUCUGCUCCUCUGCUUCCUCCUUCGAGCUUUGCUUGCCACAAUCAUCGAGGUCACACGUGCAGACCCCGUUCUGUACGUGACUUGGCACCAGCACCAUUCCGUUGGUGGCGACGAGAGCGACGAAGCGAGACCGGGGGGGUGGCUGCAUCAUUCCUUUCUUCUCUCCAAUCGUUGCUUCUGGUGGGGACUUUUCGGGACCAGCAUUCGGAUUCGGGACGGCCUGGACAAACAUUCCAGCAUGCCAGACCCGACCGCCAGGGAGUCCUGGGAGAGGGUGUUGAAAUGUGCUGCGUCGUAGCCAGCGUAUGAGUGUGAGCCAGGGAGCGAAUGGAGGCAACAUCAUGACGCGGCCCUUUUUGGGAACGUUCUGGCACCUCAUCUCUCUCUCUCUCUCUCUCUCUCUCUCUCUCUCUCUCUCUCUGGCCAGGGUGACUUUUACCCUCCGGUUGCAUCGUUGCAAUCCGGUUUUUCGAGAAGAAAGAAACCCUCCCUCACAUCCCGAUUUUUCCCACUGGCCAAUCCAGGAUUUGCCUUCCGUAGCAGACCGUUGGCCGGAAUGUUUGGCGAAAAAAUGAAAAUCAAUGCCGUCAUCGCCCCGUCCAGAAUUCCUCCAGUUGUUGAUCCAUCUGCCACUGCGGACGGAAAGGCGUGGUGUGGUGUGGUGUGGCGAGGCGUAGCGAAGCGUACAAGUGAAUUAAUUCGUUCGCUCGCGUGAACCACCAGGCGUCUCCAUUGUCACGGCGCGCGUGGAAAACGGAGAAAAAAUGCAACCGACUGGUGGGCAACGCAGGGAAAGAGGACAGCUAAAGGAUGCUGAGUAAUCCCGGUUUUUGCAACCCGUUGGCACCCACGUUCCUUUCCACUCACACGCAAACACAGACGCUCGAUAGUGGCCGUUGGAAGGCGCCUCCAUCUGCAGGACGGCGAUUUGGUGAUGGUUUGCAUGGUUUCGCCCAUCUCUCUCUCUCUCUCUCUCUCUCUCUCUCUCGCUCUCUCUCUCUCUAUCUAUCUAUGCAUGCUUGCCAUGUGUUGUAUGCUGAUUGUCCAAUUCGUUAGCCACGGUUGACAAAUGUGUAGCAGCAGCAAGUCCCAAAAGGCCAUUGUCAUGCUCAUGGCGUCAUGCUUGGUGUCAUGCUUGGAACGUUCAGUUGUACGCUAUUCGCUGAAUUCACACGAUCCCGUCUUGGGAAUGGAAUUGCCUUUAAUUAACUUAGCAUUACCGAGAAAUAACCGAAACAAAUUGGACAACGAACGAAUUGUUUUCUUUGAAUUUGCGGGAAUUGGAUGAACAUUAACACUUACUAUACCUGCGUCAAAGCCCGCCCGGCGGCCUAAGAUUAGAGCCCAUCAAAUUGGCCACUGAGCUCCUUAAGCCCCUCCGGUCCUUAUCGGUUUCGAGAGGAAUAGGAAACCGCCGCGUCCAAUUUAGCUGUUUACUGCCGCCGGGCAAACGAUUCGCCCAAAAACCUUCGAAUCCACUUGAAACUUCAAGGUGCCACCGUAGUUCGCGGUGUCCACAUUGUGCCCACCGGCGGAGGAUGAGGGUGCACUCCAUCUGAAACCUGAUUAGCUCGAGGAAAUUGUUUGAUACCACUUCUUCCACCGUUACCUUUGGGAAAAUUCCUCGGAAUAGAAAUGGAGACGGUCCGGAAGUUGCGCUCCGGAGAGAGACGUCCACGUGUUCGUGCAUAAUCGUACCAGACUAGAGAAGGAAACCACCGGUGAGGGCGGGCCAGGGGAGGGUAAUGAAAAAUCCAUUACAAGGAUAUCCUGUCCAUCGUCCCGUCUUUCUCUCUCGCUCACUCUCUCGCACGAGGAAUUGUGUGGCGUGGCGUUUGCAUUUACAUCCCCAAAGGUCAUUCCAAUUUUCGAUUCCCAGCACCACCAGCACCCAUUGGUGGCGUGUGCACGGACGAUAAGUUGACCUCGUUGGCUUGAAUUUAUGGGUGGGAAUUUGGAACCGUCCUUCCGACCUUCGUCGCUGAUACCAAUGGCAGGGUGGCAGGCUGGGUGGUUCGCUUACUUCCGGUGCCACAAAGGCUCGUGGUGGUGGUCGUGGUGUGAUUGGAAUCGGGAGGACGAAAUUGUUGCACGCCCGGGGACGUCGUUGACGCCAAGUGCAGCGAUAAGCUGAGGCACCUUCCACUCGAACGUCCUUCUCUCGCUCUCUCUCUCUCUCUCUCUCUCUCUCACACUCUCUCUCUCUCACACACACUCUCUCUCUCUCUCUCUCUCUCUCUGUGUUUGGCACGAAGGUAUUCUUUUAUCAAGAGUCCUUUUUUCGUGAAUUCCUCGAGUGGAAGUGAACCGGUAUCGAGAAUGGUGUGGUUCAGGUUCCAACUUCAAAUCAACCCCCACCUCUUUCCACAAACACAAUGGUUCGAUAGUAGAGUGUGGUCCUUCUUCUUCCAUCAUCAUCAUCAUCGAGCGACCAACCAACGGGUGCUCCAAUGAUAACCCCGCCUCGGUUAACGGGGAAAGUUUCCUGUUUGGAAAUCAAAUAAUUAGAGCCAUUUGCAUAAUGUCCAGCUCCGGAACAGCAGCACCAGCGAAGAGUGAUCGAGGUCCUUUCUUUCCUCUUUCUCUCUCUCUCUCUCUCUCUCUCUCUCUCUCUCUCGCUCCGGUCUGUUGCUUCAUGGAACUCUGCUGGCUUCCGCAAUUUCUUCCUUUGGCAACGGGUAUUUUUAAAGGAUUUCACUCCUUGCCUGCCUUGCUAGCAGGUGGUGGAAAGAGUGUUGUAAGCCGUUUACCUGCAAUUUGAAUAGGUACCACCCCCAGAGAGAGCGCACCAGCUCUCCGAGGACGAAGGGAUUUUGUUCGCUCCAAAAUCCAUCAAAGGCAAAAUCGAGCAGCAGCAGCAGCAGCAGCAGCAGCAGUGCCAAUUUAGCAGGUCGGCAGGAUCGGAUCUAAUUAAUGUAAAGUAAGCAAACUUUUGGGACUCACCGUCGGGUGCCAGCAGCGCGCCUUCGCUUCUUCGAUAAUCCAAUUGUGGAUUGUGUGUUUGGCGAGGUGAAAGAAGUACAUCUCGCCCCCCAAUUCGCCCCUCUCCCCUGCCAUGUGAAUGGAGAGAGUAGCAUCUGGUUGGUAUGCAGACGUGAAUUGGAUAUCUUCUUAGUCUCGGCGUCAAGUUACACAACGACGACCGUGGAUCGCGGGAAUGGAACACCUGGCACACCGGUACUGGCACGCUCUCUCUCUCUCGACUUAAUAGCUUUGUUGGCCAACAAUGCUCGCGUGAUAAUGAAAACGGAAAAAAGUGUCCGCCUUUUUUUCUUUUUGCUUCUCCUCUCGAGGAGCUUUCAGCUUCCCGGUUGGUGGCCAAACCGGUGACACAGUGCAGCUGUCUCUUGCCCUAAUCAGCUUAACUCCUCCAGCAUCACCACCAGCGAGGGCCAAUGGAGUGUCCGCAUCCGCAUCGUGUUCGCGCGUCAUGCAUGUCAUCUCGCUAAUAGGAUAACGAGGACGAAACGUCAUUGCCUUUUCCUUCCCCUCGAAAAGGACCGGUAGGUCGGUCGGUCGGUCGGUGGCCAUCUUUGGUACCGGGAAUCCGUCCUCUGUACGGAAAGGGAUGGCUAGUGUGAGUCGAAGUGUAUGUUCCGUGGUCAGGGCACAAGGACGAGGAGAAUUUAUGUGAAGGCGACCACCAGCUCCGGCCAUUUUGGACGUGUUGCGUGGCCUUGGUUUCCUGGUGUGUCCGGAGUCUCACUGCAAAAGAUUAAUGUUGGGCCAACUUAUCAUCCGCCCGGGGGCCACACCAUAGCGCGCCGGUACCAAGGACAACCAAGGUUCGUUCUUUCGCUUCGCCUUCUAUUAAGCGGCAUAUGUAAAUGGUACGGUGGAAAGGCAGGGGAGUAUGUUUCAGGCCCACGCCUGGUCUGGCUCUGUUCCAGCGUCCUUUUUAACGCUUCGUUGAUAAAAUUUAUGGAUGCAAACCCCUGCCUGGGAGGUCACCAGCGCAUACAAAGCAUACAUUAGGCAAUGGACCAAUGGAUGGGUGACCCCACGGAGCAUUAAUCCACAUAAUUACUGGAGAAUCCUUUUCGCCUGGCGCGUGAGGCUCGAAACCGAUCAACCCUAGUUCAGCUCACUAGCAUCAUCAUCAUCAUCAUCGUGAUUCAUCCAGAAUGCACAAUGGAAGCUUAAACAAAGCCCGUACAAGGUCCCAUUCCAGGUCAGUAGGUCCCGCGCGAGCACGAGAAAACCGAGGCCACAUACAGACACAUGCACGCUGCGAACGGUCUCCUUUUGUGGGUCCUCCAAAUCCCGGGGAUGCUCCAAAUCCUGGUAUCCCGCUGUUUCAUCCUAAUGCGAAAUAGAUUGCCAACCACCAGCAGCAGCAGCGGUGCUGUGCAAAGAUCGUUUGCAUGAUGGUCGUGCCCGUGCACGAGGUGCAGUACAUAAAAUCUCAUGUCGCGAACGCCUUUUUACACAUUUCGCUCACAUCUUCCACGCUGGAGCACGGUGGGCACGUUGGGCACCGAUUUAUGUCCCGAGAAGCCCGAAACCGAAAGCCACUUCGUUCCGUUCUCCGCUCUUGCUACGAUGCCAACCAGCUGCGAAAGAGUGCCAGUGCCACCGUUUUGUGGGAAUUUGCAAACCACCACUUGACUAGAAGCAAGGAGGAAUUGGAGCUCGCGCUUCCGAGCUUUUAGCUGAGAAUUUGGUGGUGAAAAACAAACCAUCUUCAUCUAGCACCUCUUCUAAUCGCUCGCGCUUGCAGUGCUUCGCGAUGGAACACACUACCCGGGGCCGCUUUUCUAUUAUUCAUCUGGUUUCCGCCCCCCCCCCACAUUCCCCCAAAGGGUCCUCUCUUUAGCGGGUUAGUUGUUUGUUUGUUUGUUUGCUGGCCGCACCUGUUUUUAAUUUGAGCGUUCCGGUUCGAGAAGCCGCGCGAAAAUAUGUUUUUGGUCUUCGACACGAAAGGGAAGACGAGAAAAAACACGAGAAAAAAACACAACACAGUAUGCGAGGCAGGCGUUUAAACGACGUUGGCAGGGGAGAGGGGCCAGAGACAGAGUGCCUCGUAGUAAGCAUUGAAUUCGUUUCCAGCUCGCUCCGCAGCUCGAUCUCGGGCGGUUUGCCUUUAACAAAUCAAUGCAAGACCACACGCACCAACACCGCCUCACAAACAGUGAGGCAGUUUAACGAGAUUCGCAUAUUAAUGCCCGAGACCACGACCGUGGCCGCUUAGCAACUCCGAGCAUAUCGUCGCAGCCACAGCGACUCCGAGAAAUGGCAGCCAUGCCAUGGGACAUGGCUUUUUUUUUCAAGCUAGAGAGCGCUCGCCACGACGACCACGACGCAGACAAGGACUUGCUGCUUUGGCAAAUAGAUGCUUGUCAAUAUUUGCGGCAGCUCAAGACGUUUGCGCUCCACUCAGGACACCAGGGAGGGUUGCCGGUGUGUGUGGGCGGUGGCCAUUUGCGCCAUUCGAUAAGGAGGGCGUUCGAUUUUGAGAAGCUUUUCGUUUGUCUUGUUGCAAAUUAAUUCCAUUUCGUCCAAGCAAACUCUUCCAAUCAAGAGUUUGCUGCAACGAUGGAGAGAGAGAGAGAGAGAGAGAGAGAGAGAGAGAGAGAGAGAGAGAGAGAGAGAGAGAGAGAGAGAGAGAGAGAGAGUUGCUUCAUCAACCGUUCCAACGCAACGCGCGCUGGCUAUCGGUAUCGGUAAACAUCGGAAAAGUGGAGUCUCCAGCACCGCCCUAAUCCUUUGAAAAAGUCUGUCUUGUCUCCAGCGAUUCACCGCGACCUUCUCAGAAAUUGGCCCGCCCCACCCGUGGCCUUCCUCGUAAUUAUCCUCUUUUCGUUUCCCUCGCUCUCUUUGUGUUCGCGUCGCGGUAUCUAUUCCGGUGCGCGCGUUUUAAUUCGUUUUCCACCGCGCGUCGCAUCGUUCUAUUUACUGCCAAACCACCACCACCACCACCACCACCAGUCCCACCACCGUCGCCCACGGUUUCGAUAAACGUUUCGGUUCAAUUUUCACGGAAAACGAGAACCCAAAACCCUCCCUGAGCCCUCAUAUUUCAGUGACACAGGCGGGACGCGUUGUGCGCAGAUUUACAAUCCGUUCCUUCCGGAAUUAAUUCCACUUUUCCGAGGGUGUCCUCUUGGAGGAGCAGGUGGUGGUGGUGGGGGAUGAGCGACAGGACGAGGACGAUUAACUUUCCUGGGUUUUUGGUCCAUUUCGAGCUGAACACCACGCGAGAGAGCGAGAGAGAGAGAGAGAGACGCCGGUCUAGAAGAGCACAGAGUUUGGAGGAACAAUAAUUUUCGAUUUUCUUAUCACAAUGUCCCUUCAGGCGGUACACUCUACACGGCGCACCAUUCCACUCUGUUUUACUUUGGUCGAAUAACGGAAACUGGUUCGAUUUCCCCGCACGCAAAAAGCGGCGAUUUCCCGGCAAUUCAAACGAUAAACGGCUGGCUGGCUGGCUGGUGACUCGCUGGCGACCGGAGGAAAUGGAGAGCAAACGGAGCGGAGGAUGGAUGGAAACUUUGCACAUAUUUCGCCGCUCGCCGACCCGACAGUAUCGUAAAUAAUUUAUAACCGAACCCUCCCGCCCUCGGUCCACAACGCCAACGGAACCAUCGUUGGCGGAACAAUGGAUGAAACUUGGAACCGACUGGAACUACUACACUGUGCUGCCCCCGGAACGAAACCGAAGGAAGUUUAUGCUGGAGUGGAAAGCGGACGGGGGCGGAGGGGGGGGGGGGGGGGAAGAAAUAUUUUAUUUUCUUUUCGGGCCACGGGAACCCUCGGAAUCCAACCAAUGGGGGCUGGAAACAUAAACAAAAGCCGCUGGUGAGCCAGCGGCGUUCCGUCUGUUUCGCACUGUGGCCAGAGGGUGGUUCGGGGAGGUGGAGGAAAGACGACUGAUCAAACCGGGGUCUGGGUGAUGAUAGUUUACGUUACUUUUGGGCCACCACCACCACCGGCAGCAGCAGCAGUAACCUUCAUCCGGAACGAGGCGGAAUGGAGAGAGGAGAGGCGUGACUGUUCCAGGCCGAGAACAUGCGAGCGCCGCGAGCACUCGGUUGGUUCGCCCCGUUCGCUCGGUGUUUGCCGAUUGGCGUUGAGAAAGAAUUGGCGCAGGAAAACCCAUUCCCGGUUCCGUUCCGAAACGAAGCCGAUCGGUUGGAUCGUAAAAAGGCGUGCUGCAGUGUUCGAUGAUGGCGUUUUGCUGAGUUUUCGUUACGAGAUGCAGCUCGGUUCAGUUCCGUUUCCACGAUUCGAUGGCCAAAAAAGAAUCGAAACGGUGGAACGAAGUGAAAAAGCAUAAAAAGCGAUUGCCCGAGCGUCAAUAUCCAUUCCCGCGGCAUUUGUUUAAAGUUUAAUCCCUUCUUUUUCUUUGGCGAAACUCGAAUACCCUCAGUAAUGCCAAUAGCUUUCUGAUGGCGCCUUCUAAUAUCCGCGGUCCGCGGUCACUUUCGACAAUCGAAUCAAACCGAAAGUGGCACCCACGGGGGCUGCCCAUUUUCACGGGAAAUUCCUUUCUUCUUCCAUGCAACCUGCCAGAACGUGCAGCCCAGUGGCCUAAAAAGUCGAUGCGACGCACUUCCGUCCGGGUCCGCGUCCAGGUUUCGGUGUGACCACGGUGUGCGCGAUGAUUGGAUUUGGAGUCCAGAAGAUCCAAAAUGAGAUUUUUGUUUUCGAGGCGAGGGCGCGCGCGCUCGCACGCUAGGCGCAUUUUUCCCGGGUUGGUAAUUCCCAUCGGUCCACUGGUCCCAUUGGUCUCCCGGAAGUCAUAAAACCGGUCAUUCCGCUUCCGCUUUGAUACCCGCUGGUGGUUCGCAGCAUAUCGAGCGUCUCACACUCCAGUAGAUGACACUUUUACGACUCCGGAACAGCCAGAAGGUUCAACGGAACCGAUUCGUCAACGAAGGUUAUUCGCUUAAUUUGGUGACAAAAUGACGACGGGAAUCCGGUGCACGUACCAAGCGGGAGACUCUCUGCCAUCCGCUCCAUCCAUCACUUCUGCGGCUUUUGCCUCAAAAUGUCCCAAAUGGCGCGUUCCGUUUCACUCAAGCACGGGAGCGCAAGAUUUACGACGAGUACGAAGAGUCCGCGGGAACGGGAUGCGAUGGUGACAAUGUGGCGCUGCUCGGUACGAGGCGGGGGUUCCACGCGAGGGACGCGAGGUUCCCUUGGGAUUUCCUUAAAUGAAUGUAACGAAAUCAAAGGAAAAUCAACAAAUGAGAUCCCGGCUGUUACGCAGAGAGAUAAACGGAGAGAAGAAGAGAGAAGACAGACAGAAGAAGAAGAGAAGGAAACAGACGCUGAUCCCUUUUUUCUGCUUCUCUGUCACCGAAUGUAACGUUCCGUGGAAUGGGCCGUCCAAAGGGAUGCAUUCUAAGUAAAGAAAAUGGAAAAACAUGGAAAAGCUCUCUCUCCCUCUCCCUCUCUGUCUCACUUCACUUUCUUUUGCUUAUCCUUCUGGAACCAUAAGCAGGAUCCGGAAUCAAAGACCACCAACACAUCCUGCACCACGGUCGUCCUGCGCUGCUGCUUGUGCUUGUUGGCCUCGCUUGGCUGAAGGCCGAGCAUCGAGCGUUUGAAGUCGUCAAUUUGCAUGAAUCCAGAGCGAGGUGGGCGCCUGCACUCCUCCGGCCAACCGACCGAGUACCUUUCGCCGAAGAAAUCUUAUUCCUGGAAGGAAGUAACGAAGCCCGGUGGGUAGCCAUGGCCACCAUGGCGUUACCUUUCGACACCUUGCCGCUUCGUUAACGGUGCUUGGGAGUGUCCCACAAAUCCUCCCAUUCAUCCACCGGUCUUUCUCUCUCUCUCUCCUCCUCUUUUAUGUGUCUCUAAUCAGCAAACGAGUGGCAGUGCUGUGUCGGUGAUGAGCUUUUGAAUUGAAAUGUUUUACCUUGGCUCUGGCUGGGUCUUGAUACUGGAUGAAUUAUUGUUCCCCGGGACUGGCUUGUGUGUGCGUGUGCGUGUGCGCUCAUUUGAUAACGACUGGUGUGAGCAGCUGAACAGUUACAGGAGGAUCAUCAUUUAGCAUUAAGCAGGAUCGGUGUUAGGUGGCAUCCGGCCACAAUUCUAAAGCUCUCUGUUCCUUGGCAUCUCUCAAGCAAAACUUCACUUGUUCCCCGUUCCGUUUCUUAUGUUUUCUUCUUAUUGAAAACAACGAGUCAUCUGUGAAGAGCGUUAGGGGACUCGAGGUAUCCGGCAAUUCGGUUUCCAGUUUGCGAUUUACGCUGGAAUGCAUUUACUUCAAUGUCACUAACGACCAGUUAGUAGGCCGUGGAAGCUGGCGAAAAGACGCGAAUUGUUUUCGGUUUCGCCACAACACAGUAGGCCGUUUCAAUUCAAAUCAAAAGCAGACUCUUCGCUUUAUCCGCGGCCACAAGACACAGUUCCUAAAUUGCUAUCCGUAAGCUGAAGCUAGAUUGAAGAAGAAAAAAAAAGGCCCAAGUCGCGUAGUCGCGAUGAUUUAUGUUAAGAAGAACGACAAUGUAUCACCAAUGAUGAUUGCAGUACAAAGUGUGUUACAAAAGAAGCACGGCAUGGCAUAGCCACCUCAUCUUCUUCCUUCCCUGUGUUUGACAGAGAUUGUUUAAAGGUUGGUUUGAGAUGUGUUUUUUUUUUCGUUGUGUUGUGUCUCGUUGUUAAUCGUGAUGUUAAGCAAACGCCGUACGCCUGCGAUAUGCAUUUGCCAAAUCCCCACACACCACAGCAGAUUAGUUCUUCUGCUCCUGCUCAGUGAACGCUUUUGCUAGAAGAGCGGUUGGUUUCUUUCUUUAUGUUAUUAUUCACUAGAUGCUAGAGCGAAAAGCGUGGCGAAGGGAGCGCAAAACUCGAAGAAAACGUGCGUUGUUUGAGGCAGUAGCAGGAGGAAUCUUCUAUUUUUGGAUGUUGUAAUCGGUGUAAACGUACUCUCUACUCACUCACUCUUCAAACCGCAAUCGCACGAUCGUACUAACCUGUAGCAGAAAGAGAAACCGAGGAGCAGAAACAUGUAGAGAAGGCGCGGGCAUCAGUGGCGUGUGGUGAUCUGGCCAAGGUAACUGGAAACAUAUCAUGACGAUGGGUGACUUAGGUGUAAAAGGUGAUAAAAAAAAGCAUUAAGCAUAAGCACGAAACGAAAACAUAUCAAACAUGCGGCGUGUUACAAACCAAAUAAACAAAAACAUAUCAAAAACCAGAGAACAAAGCGAAGAGAAAAGAAGCAAGCAAGCAAGCAAGCAGAGCAACCAAGAAAACCAAAAGAAUGCUUUUAGGUGCCGCUGCACAGGUAACACUAUUGCAGCAUUAUUUGUACAUAGAUCGAAUGCCGCUGCCGCUAUACUUACUUAAGCCCGAAAAUUGACGCCGACGUGAUUGUGUGUCGAAGUUCUCGUUCUCGUACCAUCAGCCAUCUCUAGGUGUUAAGUAAAAAUCGCAAAACGCAACCGGAUCCAAGCAACCGGUGAGCCAGAUGAUACAUCACAUAACAUAUCGCAGCGCAGCGCAACGUGGGCGUGAGAAAGAGAACGGGUGUACGUAUGUGUGUGUUACACGAGAUUUCAAUCAAUAGUUUAAAAACUGGAAAAUCGGAACCGGAGGUUUUUCCGGGAGGCCGAUGUUAUAGAUGUGUAAGGUUGAAGACGAAAGUGUGGAGCAGCAGAAGUGGAGGGCGCAGCAGUUGUUUCGCGUUACGUUCGUAGUACAAGAAUACUAUACUAUGUGUUGAUAUGUUGUGCGAUAUUCUGGAUGCCAUAUAUUUUAAUAGCAAAAUGAAAGGGCGCAACGAGUAUUGUUUCGUUAUGCGUUGCGUAUUGAUUCCGAGAUCUUUAACGAUAAUUAGGUUGACUUGGUGUGGGUGUUGGUUGGUAUUUCGAAAAAAGGAAGCAAGAAGGAACGGUUAGCAGAAGGAAAACUGAAAAUUUUGAAAUUGUAAAAUAAGCUCCAUCAUAGCACUGGCAUUAACCAGAACCCCACCAUUGCUGCCCUAUCCCAGGUAUAUAGACCGGCAUCAGUUUGAAUCGCGCUUUUCGGGCCCGUUUCUGCGUACGAUUUUGCGAUACAUUGAUUGAUUCAUAUUGAAUGCAGACUAAACAGGGUUACACCACCACGUGACCACGUGCGCAGUUCGUUUUCAACCAAAAAAGAAAAAGUGAAAAACAUUCAACAAACGAACAUCGCCAGAGAGAACCAGAGAACCAACAAACUAACGGAAGGAAGAAAAAGGAAAAACUGUAGGGAAAAAUCAUUUGCAAACCGGCGUGUUUCAGUUUUCAGCAAUAAGUGAAGACGACUUAGCGUUUUAGCGAGUGUAAAAGAAAAGCAAUUUUUAGGUGAAAACAAAAAAAAAUGGGGAGAUCAGUUAACGUGAGCCAAGGGUGUGUGCGAUUGUUGCGCGACCAGAGAGAGCACGAAGCGUAUCGAAGAAUUUAUUUGUGAGUUAAGUCGAGAACGAGAAGCAUUGAACAAGUACACAAGGAGUACAUGUUAAUAAUCUCUAACAACGAGGAUGUUUAGUUUUUGUAUAGAAAGUUAAAAAGGGAGUAGAGAUGAGAUGAGCCGAGAAAGAAAGAAAGAAAAGAAAAACCUGUAAUAUAAGUGCGAUCGGGAUUCAUUUUCCGGUGAGUUGCAGUUCGUAAUGGGGCAGCAGCACUCCACGACACUCCUCCAAUCUUCAGGGCUUUCCUUCAUUCUCAAUCACUUGUUACAAUCACUAGCAUACCGAUGGAUCAAUCGGCCCGGUUCGCUCCCUCUUGUUACUUUAUUCUCCAAUUCUAUCUUAGUGAAGCUGUAAUUAAUUAGUUGACAAGCGUGUGAACAGAGAACCACUUUUGUUACGGACUGAUUAGAGAAUUUUGUUUAUAGAGUUAUGUGACUGUUAAUUCUGUUGCACACCACCAUUGAUUAGCUGAUCAGUUAGAAUGUUUUAUUGAGUCCGGGUAAACUCUUUGAAACUGCAACACAAAAACACCGCGGAUGGACUGGGGGACUGAGGUCGUGAUAACGUGAUGGGUUUUCCGCUUUACAAAUCAUUCAAAAAAAAGGGCGCGCUAAGCACGUUAACACGGUUCGUUGGUGAUGCCAUGUUGUUUAUAGGUUCUACAGACCACAGAAGCUUCUCUCCUCGAUCUCUACAUCCUUUCUCCGAAGGUAGAAGCUAUCAGCGCGCACCCAAGAGCGCCAAAUGUGUAAAAAAAGUAAAUGAUGUGAUGUCUUGACAUUCUUGCAACAAAUUCAUCCGUACGGCGUCGUCGGAAGGGGUCGCGAGCGAAGAUAGACGGCACUAGGCAACUAUGAAUGGAAUAGCCCAACUCUAAAUACCCAGAAAGUCAAACCAAAACACAACCAAAUCUCUAUUUCGAAACUCUAUAUUAAAACGCGGUAAACGUUGUGCGUGCCAAGAGGUGGUGGUUGUGCGGCGCAGCGCGAACGCGCAUUACAAAAUGGCAUUACAUAUCUCAUAAACUCGUCUUCGUAGCUAUUAUUAAAGAGAACUAAGAUUAUA
Messenger RNA from Anopheles aquasalis, 16988 nucleotides. It is a transcript of the gene Hs3st-A, whose product is annotated as Heparan sulfate 3-O sulfotransferase-A. Lineage: Eukaryota; Metazoa; Arthropoda; Insecta; Diptera; Culicidae. The record is from RefSeq and is a predicted model, not a curated record. Gene Ontology annotation, molecular function: [heparan sulfate]-glucosamine 3-sulfotransferase activity.